Ananas comosus (pineapple) is the source of this 874-nucleotide messenger RNA. RefSeq lists its product as uncharacterized. The transcript is spliced from 4 exons. Lineage: Eukaryota; Viridiplantae; Streptophyta; Magnoliopsida; Poales; Bromeliaceae. The record is from RefSeq and is a predicted model, not a curated record. Bases 141 to 539 code for a protein of 132 amino acids.
UUUCUGCUUGCUGUACCGGUACAGCCAUCACCUUGUACCGGUACAAGCUGGCAGAUUCGUGGCAGCAAGGUUAGUUUGGUAAUUUCACAUUGGAUACCUACCUAUUUGAUCCCAGCACGACUCUGGGACUUCAGUGGAGUAUGCAAGAGUUCUGGGAAAGCUUCUUUUACCUUCUUCUCUCUCUCUCUCUAGGGUUUUUCUCUCUCUACGUCGACUUCGCCGAUUUCGCUCGUUUUCGUCGCCGCGUGCGUUCUUCGCUGUUUGCGAGCGUCGCAGGGCCUACGUGGACGUGUGAGGGAGUAUUUUGGAGAGUUUUUCGCAGCUUUGAACCAGCAGGUCACUGGUUGGAAGCUGGAGAAGUUUGGACUUGUUCCUCCGCAGCAGGUUCUCGAACCACUUGGAGCUUAUUUGGUGACCUUGGAAGCUGGUUCGGAAGGUAUUCUAACCUGAGCGGGAGCUCGACCGACCUUUGGGUCAUCCUUGGUUGGCUUUGGGAAGCCUUUAGAGACUUAAUUGGAGCAGCAUUGGGGCUUCGUUGAGCCGUUUGUGGGACUUCUUGUGGAUAAUUGGAGCCUUGUACUAGGUGGGUCGGACCUAACCAGAGCAAGUGAAACUCCUCUAUGUUCUAUAUGUAUUAUAGAAAUGGUCUUAUUGUGUGCUUAUGUGAUUGUUAAAAGGCUCGGAACUCGUCAUCAUGACGUUUGUCAUAUGUGAAUGAGCGUUCAUGCAUAAAAGUACUCAUGCAUUCAAGUAUUUUGUUUUGUUCAGUAGAACAACUAAGAAUUCAGUUUAUUAUGUUUCUAUGAUAUAGAGAACAUAUAUACAUGAAAGUAUUUACAUUUAUAUUCAAUUCAGUUGAAUGACUUAUGAACAA